GUGAAUGUGCGCGUCACUACCAUGGACGCGGAGCUGGAGUUUGCCAUACAGCCAAAUACUACAGGCAAACAGCUCUUUGAUCAGGUUGUGAAAACAAUCGGCCUUAGAGAAAUCUGGUUUUUCGGACUACAGUAUAUAGACACAAAAGGCUACUCAACAUGGCUCAAGCUCAACAAAAAGGUAUUAAGUCAAGAUGUCAAGAAGGAGACACCUUUACAAUUUAAAUUCCGUGCCAAAUUCUUCCCCGAGGAUGUCUCAGAAGAACUUAUACAAGAUAUUACACAGAAAAUGUUUUAUUUACAAGUAAAAGAUGGUAUUCUCAAUGAUGAGAUAUACUGCCCACCUGAGACCUCCGUAUUGUUGGCGUCAUACGCUUGUCAGGCCAAAUAUGGAGACUAUAAUGCAGAAGUUCACAUCGAAGGCUUCCUUGCUAAUGAACGUAUACUGCCUGAAAGAGUGUUCACCCAGCACAAGUUAACCAGAGAACAAUGGGAGGAAAGGAUCAGGAACUGGUAUGCUGAACAUAGAGGCAUGUUAAGGGAAGAUGCAAUGAUGGAAUACUUAAAGAUUGCGCAAGAUUUGGAGAUGUAUGGAGUAAAUUAUUUUGAAAUCAAGAACAAAAAAGGAACAGAUCUGCUAUUAGGUGUUGAUGCCCUUGGUCUCAAUGUAUAUGAAAGUUCAGAUAGAUUAACACCAAAAAUUGGGUUUCCAUGGAGUGAAAUCAGAAACAUAUCUUUUAACGACAAAAAGUUUGUCAUUAAACCAAUAGAUAAAAAGGCACCAGACUUUGUAUUUUAUGCACCUAGAUUACGAAUCAACAAGCGUAUAUUAGCAUUAUGUAUGGGUAACCAUGAACUUUACAUGCGUAGAAGGAAACCAGACACUAUAGAAGUACAGCAGAUGAAGGCUCAGGCAAGAGAAGAGAAAACAGCCAAACAGACAGAAAAAGCUCGCCUUGAGAUUGAGAGACAAAAACGUGAUGAUGCUGAACAGAAGAGAAAGGAACUGGAAGAAAUGUUGGCACAAUACAGGGAGGAAAGUGAACGAAACAGAGAAGCCCUAGAACAGUCAAACACUCGUAUUGAAGGCCUUCAGAAGGUUGUAGAGGAUUAUAAGCAGGCACAGGAAGAUAUUGAGAGACAGAAACGUAAAGCUGAGGAGCUAGAAGCUCAACUUGCUGAGACAGCUAAUAUGCAUGAAGAGGAGAAAGCUAGGCUGGAGAGAGAGUUCCUUGAAGCAAGAGCCGAGAUAGAAGCUAGUGAAUCUAGACUGCAGAACAAAGAUGAGGAGAUGAGUCAGAUGCAGAAUGCAUUGGCCGAGGCACAAGAACAGGCCCAGGCACUUAGCCAGGCUAUGUCACAGAUGCAUGUCAAAGAUGAGGAAAGUGAUCAAGAUCAGGAACAUGGAGAUGCUAACCUACAAGUUGAUGAGAGCUUGCAGGGUUUACCUAGACCAGAGGAAGAUAGAAUGAUCGAGAUAGAGAAGAAUCAGAGGCUACAAGAACAACUCCUGGCUUUACAAGCAGAGCUAAAGACCACCAAGGAUGAAAACAAACAGACGCGCAACGAUGUUCUACACGCUGAAAACGUAAAGCAAGGGCGUGAUAAAUAUAAAACAUUGAAGCAAAUCCGUUCUGGUAACACAAAGAAAAGAGUUGAUGAGUUUGAAUCAAUGUAAUAAUCAUAUCAUAGUAGACUGUAUAUUAUGUUGUAUAGGAAGACUGUUUGUACACCUUUCACUAAAAGAAACAAAGAAACGAGAAUGGAAGACAGGAAAUAAAACCAGGAACUUGUGCACGCCAGCUAGACAACUUUCAUAUCUCUGAUUUCAAGUAUCAUCUGAAUACAUUGUAAACAAAAUAGGAAUUUUUGAGAAAUAUUAUUUGUUAAGAGUAGACAAUAUAUAUACAUGCUUGAACGAUUUUGGCUGUUGAGAAUGUAAUUUUGUUAGUGUUUUGGGGAAAUAUAUGAUGGUUUAUAGAAGUUUUAUAUUUAUAUACUUGUGUAAACGCUAGAGAAAUAAUUUGUAUUGUUUAAUAGAGAGAUAAACUCCAGGUUGAUCAUUGGUUGUAAACCACCAAUACUGUUAAUACUUUGCUGGAUCAUUUAUGUUAGCUUUUAUAUGCAUGAUAUAGCCGGAAUGAACAAGUUCAAGUGAAAAAAUUUUUUAUCUUUUCAUGUAUUACUAAAAGAUGUAGUUCCUAUUUAGUAAAUGAAAUAUAUUUUUUAUAAUAGAAAAAAAUUGUUUAAUAUGACUCUUUGAGAGGUUUUCCACAAAGAAAUAUUUGUUGAGAUAUAUUGUUAAUGAUGAAUUUAUAUACACUGAAAGUGCUAUAAAAAUACUGCCUGUAACGAAAGUGGGACCAAUAAGAUAAUGCAGACAGUGAAAAUGUUGAAAAAAAGAUUUGAAAAAAAAGAAAAUAAAUCUCUUCCUAUUAUAAUCAUGUACAACUAAAAUGUAUUUUGUGUGCCUAUUUAUCGUUUCAAAAGGUGCAGGUAUGAGAUAAUGAUUGUGUUUUUCUAUAUCCUCUCUUAUUGUAUUCUGUUCCUGUGUUUUAUAUAAUGACGGACAUCUAUAGGUGAUUAGAGAAGUUCAGGUCUAGUUUGUAAUCUUUUAAGAUGCCAAAAUAUAUUUCCUGUGUGAACUAUGCUUGAAACUGCAGCAAACAUAUAGAAUUCAGUUUUGAUAGUGAUGUUUUAUAUGUAGAGGUAGGAGAUUCUCAAGGCUAGAACAAAGAGCACCUGUUUAUUUACUGAAUGUCAACAGUUAAUUAGUUAGUUUAAAUUAAUUGUUAAAUGAAAAUGAGAAUUUUUCAAUUUUUUCUUCUUUUCAAAGUUACUUUUACUUCCUGUAAAUGUCUUCCUCCCAAUCAUCUAGAUGCAAAAUUAAUGUAAGAGAAGAUGAGAUGUUUAGCCUUGUAGGAAUAUCUUACAAACACUGUAGAUAAUUUAUAUAGCCAGGAUCAUGUUUUCAUAAUGCACUCAGUUAAUAUAUAUUUACCCUUCUAGCAGAGUGAUUGUGUUCAAUCAUUUUUUGUAUGAACUGUUUUCGGAGAAAAAAUUGUCAUUGUUUUUUUUGAUGAUGAACAAAAAAGAUUUGGUUACCAGCUUGUAGCUUUAGACCUCUUAACCCCUUUUUUUCUGGGAAAACAGUUGAUAUGUUUGUCAUUUAUAUAACCAUGAUCAAAUUUAAUUGUUGUUCAUGUAACAUAUUGCCAGAGAAAGUUAUAUAUUUUUGUGCUAUAUUACACACACUGUUUGAUAGCUAGGUUUUGUUAAAAUUUUCAUACAUUCAUAUCUGUCAUAUUAUUGUACAGUUUGAUCCUGAAAUAAAUGGCCACCUUAAUGUACAUUAAUUGGCAUUUAAUUACUAAUUAAUAUUCCUAGAUUUUGAUAGGAAACCUUCGCUUAGCUUGUUGUAAUUCAAUGCUAAAAAUAUUAUCUGCUCAAAUACAAAGUUGGUAAACCUAUGAAUAUGUUUAACAUUUGAUAUAUUCCUUAGUUUUUGAAGUAUAUUGCGCACACUUUCUGCCUGUGAUCAUUUAGUAAAUUAUUGUAAUACAAUAUGAUAUUGUCACAGUACACAAAAAUCAAUUUUAAUAUUGAAGAAUACUAGUAAUAGAUAGUUAAAAUAUAUUUUAAUAAGUGAUUUAUACAAAUUUUCUUAAUCCAUUGAUUUGUUUUUAUGUUCCUUUAGAGAUCAGUUUCAAUUGAUCUUGAUGCUGUUUCUAAAGCGACACAAUAUUAUACAUGUAUUCACAAUGCAAAUCAUUUAAACAGAAUUGUUAACACAGUAACAUUAUUUUUAUACUAUUCUGUCCAGUAGCCUAAAACAUAUGUAAGCAGAAAAUCUCACUCCAUUUUAAACUCUUUUUAUUUCUUUGAAACAUGAACUUUUGUAACCUUAACCCAGCCCUCCUUGCUAUCUAUUCUCCUUAUUAACAUCAAAGAAUACCCAAUUACAAUGGUAUUUUCUUCCAAUAUUUAGUUUCUAUUUUGCUAAAUUUUCUUUCUGCAAGUCAUGUAUGUAUCCACCUAAAUGAUGAAAUAAAUUCUGAUAGAAAUGAUAAUUUUCUUUUGGUUCACUAAACUUAUAUUCAAAUUUCCCCAAUAUAACAUGUUCUCUAUGUUUGUAAUCUGUCUCAACCAUGCUGGUGAUAAUAUGUACAGAUUUUGCAAACCAUGAUCAACUAUGUUAUUUGAAAUACAUAAAAGACUUGUAUAGCCUAUCUUUUGAAAGCAAAACUAAUAAAUUGAAAUCAUUCCAAAAA
Messenger RNA from Ruditapes philippinarum (Manila clam), 4270 nucleotides. Its product is annotated as radixin-like. Gene Ontology annotation, cellular component: apical part of cell; microvillus; adherens junction. Gene Ontology annotation, molecular function: actin binding; cell adhesion molecule binding. The record is from RefSeq and is a predicted model, not a curated record. Gene Ontology annotation, biological process: positive regulation of early endosome to late endosome transport; regulation of organelle assembly; regulation of cell shape. NCBI's taxonomy places the organism in Eukaryota, Metazoa, Mollusca, Bivalvia, Venerida, Veneridae.